Messenger RNA from Siniperca chuatsi (mandarin fish), 3393 nucleotides. Its product is annotated as FERM domain-containing protein 7. The record is from RefSeq and is a predicted model, not a curated record. Lineage: Eukaryota; Metazoa; Chordata; Actinopteri; Centrarchiformes; Sinipercidae. Gene Ontology annotation, cellular component: cytoskeleton. Gene Ontology annotation, molecular function: guanyl-nucleotide exchange factor activity; cytoskeletal protein binding.
AGGACUCCUCUUGCCGCACCUGUGUGUUGCGGUCGGAGCGGGUUCCGUGUCUGGAAACAACGUCAGCGUGCCAUCACGCAUCCGGAGUGCGCGCGCUCCAGCGGCAGCCACGGAUCCCCGGAGGAGCAGAGAUGAUGAAGAUGAUGAUGAUGAGGAGGAGGAGGAGGAGCAGCGCGUGAAGCCGUCGUGCUGCUGCGACUUGGGGAUUUCCUCUCACUAUGAUGGAUAUUAUAGAUGAUCGCUCGCUGCUGCUGCUGUUGUUGUUAUUCCUCCUGAGAGAGACGCACAGAGAGAUGGGGGACCGUCACCGGCGGACCCGGAGACUCGGGAGCCUCACGACCCGGGUCUCCAAGUCCCGGGUCUCCAAGGAGACGAAGCUCCGGCUGCGCGUGAUCUUCCUGGAUGACAGCGAGCGCACGUUCGAAGUGGAGCAAAAGGUUUUAGGCGGCGACUUCUUCAACAAAGUGUGUGGUCAUCUGAAACUGCUGGAGAAAGAGUACUUUGGACUGGAGUUCAGACACCACAGCGGCAACUAUGUGUGGUUGGAGCUGCUGAAGCCGCUGGCCAAACAGAUUAAAUACAGCAACGAUCUGUUCUUCAGGUUUAUAGUAAAGUUCUUCCCACCAGACCCUGGACAACUUAAGAGAGGCCUCACCAGGUAUCUGUUUGCCUUACAGAUAAAGCAGGACUUGUCUAACGGCAGUUUGACCUGUCAUGACAACAGCGCCGCCCUGCUGGUCUCUCACAUACUGCAGUCAGAGCUAGGGGACUAUGACGAGGAGCUGGACUGUCACCAUUUAGAGAUGAAGCAGUACGUCCCCAACCAGGAAUAUCUAGACCACAAAAUCAUUAAGUUUCACAAGAAACACAGAGGUGUGUCUCCAGCAGACUCUGAUAUCCACCUGCUGGAGGUGGCGAGGAAGCUGGACAUGUACGGUAUCAGGCCUCACCCUGCCCACGACGGGGAGGGAAUGAGGAUCAACCUCGCCGUCACACACUCUGGAGUACUGGUCUUUCAGGGAAACACCAAAAUCAACACGUUCAGCUGGGCGAAGAUCCGCAAGCUGAGCUUCAAGCGCAAACAUUUUCUCAUUAAACUACACGACAAAGUUGGGCCGUCGUGUAAGGACACACUAGAGUUCUCCAUGGCUAGUCGAGAUGUGUGCAAGUCCUUCUGGAAGACGUGCGUAGAGUACCAUGCCUUCUUCAGACUGGCAGAGGAACCGAAGACAAUACACAAAACCCUGCUGUCCAGUAAGGGCUCCAGCUUUAGAUACAGCGGACGGACGCAGAAACAGCUGCUGGAGUGUAUGGGGUCAGGGGAGAAGAAGCCUUCGCACUUUGAGAGGACUUACUGUCAGUCAGACUAUGAUGCCAGACAGUGUCACUCUUCUCCUGAUCUCCUCACGGACGUCUCCAAACAAUUGUACGAGCACUCCCACGCCUUCACUCGGUCGAGUCAUGCCUUGGCGGUCCGCAGUCAGGAUGAGUUGGACCCACAUCACCGAGGCGUAGACGACAUCGAAAUCUGUGGAGGAGGGGCUAAACGCAGCCAAUCAUCCGUCGAGGUCACCCAGAGGACCCGCCCUCUCUCCCAAGUCACUCCUCUCUCUCCAUCUCUACGCCAAUCAACCCCCUCGCCCAAGAUAAGAUCUGCUUCCACAUCUGUGAUGGAGGACAUGAGGGGGGGACGGAUCGGGGCGCAGCGCCAAGCCCAAAGGCUAGCAGGUGUCUAUGGCAACCGGUCACGCCGUCGGCCCAAUCCCCAGCCACACCCGGAUGCCGCUCAGCAGUUGGUUCUUCUCUAUCCAAAUAGUCCUGCCUACCAGUAUCACCCCAUCCUCCCAACAUUCCCAUUAGCUGGUUCCUCGCCUCUCAGCCGACACCCCUACUUGUCGGACUACGUUGCCGUUUCCUCACUGGAGCGUUUCCCGCAGGCAAGAAGGCGGGAUUAUGUAACGAUGGAUGGCCUAUCGCGGCCAUCUUUCUAUCCGCUAAGCCACGAUUCGCCAUCCCACUCGCCAGUCAGGAGGAUCCUUCGCCCCUCAGGCUCAGGUGGGCUGGGAUUGGCUAGGGUUUACCAGCCGGGAAGCAACGGCGCGAGGCUCUUGGGUAUUGGACAUACAGAGGCGGGGCAUUACAGUGAUGACUCCAACUUCCUCCCGGGGCUGCCUCGCCGCGUGGCUAGCCAACCAGACGUCAAGUUUCACCUCUCAAGGAGUUCUAACCCUGCCUUUAACCCCGCCUCUGAGUUCCGUCCCCUUGGUUACUACCCCCACCUGACACGCCCCUCCAGACCCACCUACCUCCCGCUAAACUCCUCCCCUCUGCCUGAACGACCCACCUCGCUAUGCAUGAUCGGAGGCACCACGGGAAGCUACAGCGAUUCAGACCCAGAGGUUUUCUAUCCGUAUUACUGCCCACCACCCCCGCCGGGGAAAGUGAUACGGUCUGCCGGACUAGCCAGGAUGAGGUUUUCCUCUGGGAGCCUCCAACUGGACGAGGAGGAGAGGGGAGGGGAGGAGGAAGAGGAGGAUGGAGCAGCAAGGGAGAGAGAGGAGUUGAAGGGCGAAGAUGAGAAGAAAGAAAAGACAGGAGGAGGAAAUGAGACUAAAGGUGCUGCGAAGAUUAUUGAAGUCACACUGUAGAUAAAGACGAAAACAUUUACACACAUGCAAACUGUGCAAAGGUUCAUGAUCAAACUCAAAACUGGCAGGAUGGUUUAAAAAAAACCCAAACACUGUAGAUAGCACAAGACAAUUGUAAUAAAUGUGAUGGCUUCAUAUGUAUGAGAAGUGUAUUGUUUUUGAGGUGUUCUGGCGGAUGAAAUGUUUUUGCCUUGCUUUAGCAAAAACCUCAACUUCCGAAAACACUGGCUGCUCUUUAGUAGCCACAUUAUGGGUAAAAGCUAGCACAUUUUGAGGAUUACUAAUACAUUAAUUAUAUGUAUGUAUCCCUCCUUGCUGACCAUCGACAGACAAACAAGCUGUACUAGCCUCGGCUGUUGCUAAGCCAAGGAGAAAAAGCAUUUUUACGACACUAGCAGCGUGGCUGUGCGUAGGAGUCAGGUGUUAACAUAAGACGCCUGCUUUCUGAAGCAACAGCCAGCACAAACGCAAGGUGUCACGCAGCCUUCUGUAAGCCAAGUUAAAGAAAAACGGACAGGGCAAGAAAGAAAUUUUUUUGGACUUUAAUAUGAAGUUCUGUCAGUGUGACGUGUAUGUAGGUUUGGAAAACUUAUUGAAUAACUUUCUGGGUGACGUAUCUGGGUAUGUAUUUAUUAUUUUAUAUGAAUGGUUCUUGUGAAUUCUCUAGAAAAAUGUGAACAGAGAUUUUUUUGGUUUAUAUAACUGAACUGCAUUUGCCAAUAAAGGAUAAUUGAGGUCAAAUUAA